AUGAUUGGCUUAUUACGUAAGUUGUGGGGGAAAGGUGAAUGCCAGUGCAUUGGGGCUCAUGGCUCUUCUGGAGGUGUGGCAUGUCUAUGGAAUCCUGUGAGGAUUCACCCCCUUUGUUGGAUGGCCUCUAAAUUGUCCAUAUCUGUGAUUGCUUCAAGUCUUGAGACAGGAGAAGCUAUCCUUAUCUCUAAUAUCUAUGUGCCUACUGAUGGGUGUUUGACUUGGGAUAAUAUUCGUCAGCGUGGCUUUUAUGGCCCUUCUAUCUGUGUCUUGUGUGGUGCGGGUGAGGAGGACUCCUCGUACUUGUUCUUCCAGUGUCCUUUCUCUUUGCAGCUCUGUGGAAUUUUUGGUGGUGAGUUUGAAAACACCCUUGUGUUCAUGCUUCAUCCAUGGAAAAGUUAUGGAAUAGUUUGGAUAUGGCUAGAGCAGAAUUGUAGAAUUUUCCGAGGUGAAAGGUUAGUUGUUCAACAGAUAUGGCAUAGGAUUAUGGGGAUGAUCCAGGAGAUGGUGAAAGCUAAAUGCGAGGUGAUUCUUCCUCUGGACAAAAGGGAUGAUGAUAUUAUUGGAUCAAAGAUAGAGUUGGUGUCUUUUGUCCAUAUUCCACGGGAGUGGAAUAGGGUAGCUAACUGUUUGGAUAAAUGGGCUUUAGAACAUGCAGGUGAUUGGAAGGUGGAGGGAUGGGAUCACCUUUCCCCUGAGUACUGUCAGAAUUUGGAGGAGAUAUUUGUUGCUGAUAUGGAUGGUUAG
Molecule: messenger RNA, 747 nt
Organism: Cryptomeria japonica (Japanese cedar)
Lineage: Eukaryota; Viridiplantae; Streptophyta; Pinopsida; Cupressales; Cupressaceae
Exons: 4
Coding region: 1-747 (248 amino acids)
Source: RefSeq, a predicted model, not a curated record